This is a messenger RNA of Pyrenophora tritici-repentis Pt-1C-BFP, 729 nucleotides long. RefSeq lists its product as uncharacterized. The record is from RefSeq and is a predicted model, not a curated record. NCBI's taxonomy places the organism in Eukaryota, Fungi, Ascomycota, Dothideomycetes, Pleosporales, Pleosporaceae.
AUGCAUCGACAUGGCUUGUCGACUCGCAGCCUCAUUACGCUGGACGCCAAGCCACUGGCCCAACGGGAUACGCAACUCAUCGUCUCCAAUGUCGAGCGCAUGACCGACGAACAAGUUGCGGCAGCAGUCACCGCUUCCAAAAGCUGCACUGUUGGGCGAGCCCAACUACCCCUUUACCCUGGCGUACCCAACCCGAGCUACGACACCGGAUCCCAACAGCUCAAUAUCUUCCCAAUACCAGAGAGCAUUCCGAACAAAUUGACACUCAGGAACUAUUGCUCCUAUGAGGUAUUCUAUGUCUACGAGAUUCCCGGUGCAUCUGCCGAGACAGGCUGUCUGUCUGCUGGGGGAACCGUCCCCGUAGAUCUCGUCAGCACCGUAGAUCCUAUAGGUCCCGUAUUCAAGAUGAGCAAGGAGAGCAAUCUUUCAAAGUCCGUCAACGUUGAAUAUAGCUCAGGCAGUUUCGGCAUGUACAAUCUCAGCCUAAUAUCUUGUCUGGGCGUGGUGGACGGCAAACCUGAUGCGGAUACCAGCGCUUGCGUAGGGUUUGAGGCAGGACUGCAGCUCAGCCAGCCUGGUGGAAUGGCGUUUCAGUGUGCGGCCAAUACUUGGUGUGACGAUCAGGCAUACUUCUAUGGGGAAAAUCUUUGCAAAGGGCAAAAUCCGUUGCACAUGCUCGACCAGAGCAAGGGACUUACGAUGGAAUUAUGUGUUGGCAACAAGACAUGA